This is a messenger RNA of Lytechinus pictus (painted urchin), 4088 nucleotides long. RefSeq lists its product as uncharacterized. The record is from RefSeq and is a predicted model, not a curated record. NCBI's taxonomy places the organism in Eukaryota, Metazoa, Echinodermata, Echinoidea, Temnopleuroida, Toxopneustidae. Gene Ontology annotation, cellular component: actin cytoskeleton; cytoplasm. Gene Ontology annotation, molecular function: protein binding. The coding region runs from base 143 to 1189 and encodes 348 amino acids. The transcript is spliced from 3 exons. Gene Ontology annotation, biological process: actin filament polymerization.
GCAUGAGGGCGCUCUAGCAUUGAAAAAUUUGCGUGUGUCAACAAAACUGUCCUGUCAGAAACGAUGACAGCUAUUUACUGUUGAUAAAAUAUUCAAAAUCAACCAAAAUUCGCAUCGCGAUAUCCUGAAAAUACAGCCCAUCAUGGCGCUGGACAUGCCUUAUAUGACAUAUAUGACAAUAUAUGUCAUUUCAGCCAGCAUUGUGUCGACGAACACGAGAUCAGCGACGCAUUGGAAGUUGCAGGAGAGUUCGACAGGAGAGUUCCUUGUACGGCCUGUCAGCGAGGAAGACACGGGCAAACUCUCCACUGAUGACCCGGUGAUGACUAUACUGGCUCAGAAGUACGGCUUCGGGGCCGGGGAAACGUUAUUGACUGCAAACGAUCAGGAGUGUUUAUCAUGUGGUAAAACGGCAGAAGAAGGAGUUUUAGAACUUAGCAAUCCAUCCGACCCAUUGAACUGUGGAAAGCAUGCCAACAAGACAGAUUACGAUAGUUUAAAUGGUAUAGCAGAUCGAUGGAAACAUCCGAGUAUACCAGAGCCAGAAGUAGCCCUCAUAUUUAAGAGAAGCGAUUCGGACCAGGUCGAUAUGUCGCUGCUAGAAAACUCGCUCAGAGAAACCAUUAAACUUAAUCCUUCAUCUUUAGCUGUCUUAAACCAAGUCGGUAAUUUUUGGCGGAUCAAAGGCAACACAUACCUGGCCAUUGAGUGCUUCCGCAAAGCCAUCUCCCUUUCACCCACCAAUCCAGACAUCCUUCUCAACUUAGCGAGGGUCCUAUUUAAUCUCCAGUAUCAUUCAGACGCACUCUAUCUUACGCAGAAAUCUCUUCAGUUUAAGACUCCCGACCAAAACUCUUGGCUCCAGCACUUUACCCUUGGUGAGAUAUUCAAGGUACUUGGGAAAUACGCCGAGGCAGGGGUUCACUUCAGAUACGCCCUUGACCUCAACCCCACGUUCCAGCCGGCAGAAGCACAUUUACGGGAAAUUGAACAGCCUACGCAGACAAACGCUACUAUUUAUACCAUCCUUAUUAUUGGUUUUUUAAUCGUGGCGGUCUGUGUUGCACUUUACGUCGUCACAGAAGUUUACAUGAAUGAAAGUCCAUUGAGGAGGUCUCCUAAAAUGCCAGUUCCGUGGGAUAGGUCGAAAUUUCCGAUGUUGAAAAGCAAAAGGGGAGGGUCAUAUUAGCUCAAAAAGAUUGUGCUUUUAUCUCUCUCUCUUAACAUGGUACUAAUAUUAGAAGGCUCUCCAGUUAGGAGUUGUUUUAUCUUUUUAUUGUGAUAAGUUAUCAGCCUAGACGUGCAAGAAGAAAAAGUAUCAAAGAUGAAAAGUUUGCUGACCUUUACACAAUAUGUUUUCUACUUUUUCUUACAUCUUGAGUGAUUAUUUCUGUUAAACCCAUAUUCUUUCAAACACAAACAUGAUUUUUCUUGAUGCUCUUGGUACUAUACCAUACCACAUACAUGUAAGUUGUACCAACUUUUAAUUGACUUUGGAGCUUUAAAUAAUAUUCUUUGCCAUCCCUUGUUAAGUAUCUAAUCUACAUACAAUUCAAUCAUAAUAGGGUUUGCACUUCCUCCUUUAUCGUUACGCUAUAGAACUUAAAAUUGGGUGAUGUUCUUGGAUAAUCCCCAUUAUCAUCUCUGCUCUGAAAAAUAGAAUUAGAUAAAAUACCCGUUAUUAAAAGAAGACUUGUUAUAAUUCUCCAAGACUUGUUACAAACCUCCCCUCACAAUUUGAUUUGAGCUUGGGUAGUUAAAAUCUGUACGUUUUAUGCACAUAGGUACACAAGAAAUAAUAGAUCUACCAGGUUUCAUAUUUACCUUUAGAAAAUGGAAUAAACAACUUUCCUGUUCCAAAAGUGCUCCUGUUAAGGGAAGCAAGUAUUCAAUUUGGCCUAUUAAAAAGUCAAUGUUACUGUAUAUGCAAAAUUAUAAUUAGUAUGGAGUUGAUUAUGACAUGUGGAAUGAUACCAAAUGGCCAUAAAAUGAAUAGACCAAGUGGCUAUUCGGUACUCUAUUCCAGACAAGCAAGGCCACUGAUCUCUCUGUAGAUUUAUACAUGGACAUGUAGGUAUCUCAUUGGCUGAUGGUAGGGACAAUAUAUGGCCCUGUUUUCUCUAGACCUUUAAUUCAAGACACUUUCAAGCCUCUGUAAUGAUCAUUGGUGCAACCUGACUGUAAGGAAAAUCUCAUGGGGUAAUCAUAAUCACAGUGAUACUGCAAUGCCCCGUUUUCAUGAAACUUGUUAUCACUUGCAAAUUAUAAACCAUAAUUAUAAAGUAUCUGAAAUACAUGUAGUGUCAUCUAUUUGUAUAAUUUGACAUAGAAUUUUGUGGUAAAGUUUUAUGAAACUGGGCCCUUGCAUUUAAAAACCCCACCCACAGUCUCAUCGAUCAGAUAAUGUUAUGAAUCUUGUGAUCAUUAACCCUAUCUAGGGGGGGGGGGGGACGCAGUACAGCUGGAGAACUGGUUAAAUACUUAACAUUUAUGGGCAUGUCGAAUCAAUGCAUCAGGGACUGUGGUUUAUAGCAAAGCUGAUAUUUCAAUCCUUAAUCAUGUGGUUUAAUUUAUGAGGAUACAGAAAAAUUCCCAUUGUUAUCAGAUUAUUGUAAUAUAUCUUUUUAAAUAUUUCCUUUUUUUUUGAGGGGGGGGGUGGGAGUGAUGGGCUUUUAAAUAUAUAUAUUCAUGACAUUAAGCUCCACAUUCAAGGGUGGAUCCAGGAUUUUUUCGAGAAAAAAAUUGAGAAGCCAAAAAAAAGUCUUCACUUUCAAAAUGGGGCACACUUUAACAGCAUGUUUACAUUACAAAUUUUAAUUGUUCCUCUCAAAAAGGGGGGGGGGGCGGCUAUGCCCCCCUGGAUCUGCCAGUGUCCACAUUGUUCCUUUAUUUCUACCCUUUAGGGUCUGGGAGUGGGUAUGGAGGAGGGGAUGGUUCUUCUUCCAGCAUACCCAGAUCUCAAUGACCUAUCAGAAAUUAAUUCACUUUCAUCAAUGUUUUUAGGUAAAAAUCCAUUUUGUUUUUUCAUCAACCCUGUGACUGACUAAUAUAAAGUAUGUCAUUUAUGUUUGAAAUGAAUUUUUCCCCUUCUCAGUGACGAGGUGUGAAGGUGUGGCUAUUCUUUAAAAAAAAACAAUUUACUUUGUUUGGGGUACGGGGGGGGAGUGAAGUAACUAUGGCUUCCUGCACCCUGUAGACACCCAGAAUUGCUUUCCUGUCAAGAUAUGGUCUUUUUGCUGUCCUAUCCGUCUGCAGCAUUUUAUUUUAUUGAUGAUAGGUUGUGUUUGCCGAAAACAAAAAAUAAAGCUUUGCAAGCUCUGGUUUAAUUCUCUCAUUAUUGUACAAUGGAGCUAAAUUAUUGCUGAUAUAUAUAAAAAAAAAGGUGACCAUAACAUCUGGGCAAUUCCAUAAAAUAUGUACGUCCGACCCCCAUAUGUGGGACCUUCAUGAAAUUUUCUGUCUCUGAUUUCUUGUUCUUUUAUCAGUCUGUAAUGUUCUCAAAGGACCAUGACUUGGUCUGUUUAUAAAGUGAAGUAAGACUUGAGAAAAAUGGGGCUCGGAUGUACAAAAAGGUUGAUCAUUUUAUGGAAUUGUUCAUUUAUUAUUAAAAAAAAGUGACCAUCAUUUCUGCUUUUAAGAAGGAAAGCAAAGCAAAGCACUUGCUUAUCACGAUCUUUCAACCCUUCCAAACUAGAACUAUACAGGUGUAAUAAUCCAGCACAGGGUAUUGAACUUGAGCUUUGUAAUUGUAGCUAAAGCAAAAUCGAACAGACGUACAGAAUAAUUCAACCCUUUUUUUCCGGCACAAAUCUUGAUGAAAUUUGAAUGGCAUUGAUUAAUAGAAAUGUUCCUAUUUUCCUCCCUGUAACACUCUGGUACGUCAUUGUGUCAUCGAACCAUAUAUUCUGUGUAACUAAGAACUGAUACUGAAAGCUCCUAAGCUCUGUCCAGUGAAAAUGUCCAAAAUGAUAUUUCAUUCUUUGGCAAACUUGUGUUGUGUAAUAUCCGAAGAGGUCAGUGUAUUUCAAACAAACUUUUUAUGAUCUUCUUUUUUUCAGGCUGCAAUAAACCAUUUUUUCAUACUGUGA